GGCUCUAGCUGGUUGCCCAUCAAAUCUGAAUAGCGGUUGUACUGCUCGGACGAACACUAGCGCUCCCUUCGACCGGAACCAUGACGGAUGACGGCUACGCUGUCCAGCAUUUUGGCGUCUCGCCGAAGAGUAUUGUUGACUGUGUGUAUAAUGUCUGGUUUGACUACACCGAGAAGUGCCUAGAUGCCCUCAAGACCGCACUAGAGGAAAAGGCCUCCGGCCACAUUGCCCCCGAUGAGCUGGAAGCAAGUGUGGAGUCCAUCUUUCCAGAAAUGGUCACCGCAUUUAACAAGAAUGCUGACAAGUUGGAGGAGUUCAUGAAGCGCAACAUCACACACGUGCCAUCGCACGUGCUGCUCCCCGAGGAUGAUGCGCAUCGGCAGUUGCCCGACGAGAGGAAAACGAGUGUGUCCUUCCUUAGGGCACAGCUCAGGUCACUGCACAGGCGCAUUGCUCAGGAGACUGCACGACAGCAGGCCCUUAAGGAUGAGCUGGCCCGACAAGAUGUAUUGCGGGAACAACUACAAGCCAAGCUGCGGACCAUUGAGGAGGUGGCACGGCAAGCAGCUGAAAUUAGCAACAAGACCAUCACAGUACCAGCAGAGGGUGUUGCCUGUUUGCACCCAGGCACUCAAAAUGUGCCGGCACUGUGCAGAGAAGCUGAAGGUCUCUCAGAAGCCACUGGACAGUGGGGAGAUGCAUAGACGCUUCGAUGCAGUGACACAAGGGAUCUUGUAACUGUUGCUUGUGUUUAACAUUUGCCAUCACACAUUGAAAUCAUUUAUGGUAUAGAGUGCCUUGAAGAGUAUUAUGGAAGGGGGAAGCAACGAAGUAAUUGUUACAAAAUUGUCGGUGACUUGCAUUAGUCAAGUGAUAUGUGAACAAAUAAUUGAGAAACAGUCAGGUGUUACUUAUUGCUUAUUAUUCAUUAACCCUCACAUAGUAAGGUCACAAUGAAUGGGAUGGCAACAAAGAAAUAAGUGCUGCUUCUUGUGAUUGAAUGAAAAACGCUUAAUUUUGCUAAUUAUUAUUUUUAUAAUUUUUUACCGAAGUUUUCCCAGGGAGGUAUGUUACAUAAUUACUUAUGUAUCAUUAUAUAGACAUUUGAUGGACCAGGAACUGCAGAAUAAAACACAGUAGAAUUUUAUUAAUUCAACUCUGGUUCAUUUGAUCUUUCCGUUGGUUCGAUCCCCACUGAAAGUCCCGGCCAGAGUCCAUGCUGCCUGGUGUUUGCUGUACUGAAAGCUUGAUUUGACUGGGUUUGAGAACACUACUGCUCCCCACAACUCAAUAGAACUUCUUGGGCAUGUUGGUGGGGUUUACUAAACAUGGUUUUUAGGCGCCCAUCUUAGCACCCUGCAACCAUGUUUAAUAGCCCCACAACUUGGUCGGCUUUCAAAUGAAACUGGUACAGGUUGAUUCUGCAGUAGACAUCCCUUAAUUUGCCUCCGGUUAAUGCAAUUUUUUGGUUAAUUUAAUCCGGACCAGAAGUCCCGGCUAGUGCCAAUGCAUUUCUGUCGGCCCAAACUGUAGUUAUUUCGAUCCUAAAAUUGGCCUUUGCGGGAUAAUUUGAACUUGACCAAUCACCACACACAUGCCGGACCCCUAGUAAACCCAGUAGCGACAAUCUUUAGUGAC
Messenger RNA from Dermacentor silvarum, 1638 nucleotides. RefSeq lists its product as uncharacterized. The transcript is spliced from 5 exons. Lineage: Eukaryota; Metazoa; Arthropoda; Arachnida; Ixodida; Ixodidae. The record is from RefSeq and is a predicted model, not a curated record. The coding region runs from base 81 to 704 and encodes 207 amino acids. Gene Ontology annotation, biological process: kinetochore assembly; mitotic sister chromatid segregation; protein localization to kinetochore. Gene Ontology annotation, cellular component: nucleus; chromosome, centromeric region.